Adineta ricciae is the source of this 1275-nucleotide messenger RNA. Lineage: Eukaryota; Metazoa; Rotifera; Eurotatoria; Adinetida; Adinetidae. The record is from the annotation of a GenBank genome assembly.
AUGAGCAAGAAAUUCCGUUGUGGUCGUUUGUUAUUAACUCGAGAUGGUCGAGUGAAGAAAGUGGAGUUAGGAGGCGGUGGUGGUACAAGAACUUGUGAUUGUAGCGAUGAGCAAAUGACAUUCGAUGAUGUUCAUAAUCUACUUCUCACCAUUUACUCUCUUCCCGAUCAGAAACAACAAACAGUGCUGUACGAUUUCCAACUUCAGCCGCUCGAUGUGAAAAAAUUCAAAACAUUAGCGAACUACAUGGAUAAAUAUCGAUUCAACAGAAAUAGUACCAUUGUGUAUUUAUGUACGUCGGAGGUUAAAAUCGAUCCUCCACCUGAAAUAAAGAUUGAGAGUGAAGCUGACAAUACAAAUAGUAAUUCACUUUCCGUUGUGAAAAGUGAACCAGCAGAGGAAUCAAUAGCCGAAUCAACACCACCGACGACAGAGUAUUCAUUUGUCCAUGCAAUUAAUGAAAUGCUGAAAAUCAUUCGUGAAUUGAUCGCGCAGAACUCUUCGGAAAAAGUUCUAACAAAACUAUUCGAAAACCUAUGUUUGAUUAACGGUUAUGUCUUUUCAAUCAUUGUUCCAUUGCAACAACAAUCGAAUGAAACCGAAGCAACAUUGUAUUUGAAUAAUUUAAACAAUAUCUAUGAUAUAUUUGUUUCGACUAAUUCGUUAAUUCAUGGAAGUAUUGAAAAAUUUCGUCAUCUGAAAGCUUACGUAACACUUCGAACUUCGUUUUUUCAAUUCUAUAACAAUGUCAGGAUUAUUCGUAAUCGAUGGAUGAAAGUUAUGAAGAAUUCCAAUGUAUCAGAUAUUAAACCAAAACCUAAAGAAAACGAUAGAAGAAGUUCGGUGAAACUGUUAACUUCUGACCUUCCAUCUGCAAUUGAUGAGAUCACCAAGAUACAGUUGAAAACAUUUCGUCCCGCUUUGGAUGCAUUUCGCACGCUAUUACGGAAAACAGCGAAUGUUGCGACAUUAGCUGGAUUUCAUUUGUUUGUUACUGAAAGUCUGAAUAAAACAAAGAACAUAAGAGAACGUAUAGAUUUAUCGAGUGUAACAUCUGUUGUUGAUGGAAAAAAAGAGAUAAUGAACGUGACGAAACAAUUCUCGAAGAAACUACGCGCAGAGAAGAACACAUUUUCCAAAUUACGAUCUCGUCGAUCGAUUCUCAACGCAGCAAAAGCGGUAUUACGAAAAAUGAGAUCGUUGGGAACUACAAUCUAUCGUGUUCAAAUUAGAAAACAAGAAGACUCACCUAUCGACGAAUCCACAACGAAUUAG